AUGGCCCUGCCGAAGCGCAUUAUUAAGGAAACGGAGCGCCUGAUGGCGGAACCAGUCCCGGGCAUUAAUGCCGUUCCCCACGAGGAUAACCUCCGUUAUUUCGAUGUUUCCAUCCACGGCCCGGCCCAGUCUCCGUACGAGGGUGGAAUCUUCCGUCUCGAACUUUUCCUUCCCGAUGAUUACCCCAUGACUCCUCCCAAGAUUCGCUUCCUCACCAAGAUCUACCAUCCAAACAUUGAUCGUCUCGGCCGUAUCUGCUUGGAUGUCUUGAAGAGUACUGACGGUCCGCGAAAAGACAACUGGUCCCCCGCUCUUCAGAUACGCACGAUCCUGCUCUCGAUUCAGGCCCUCCUCGGUGCUCCGAACCCCGACGACCCUCUCGCCAAUGAUGUUGCUCAGCGUUGGAAAGAUGACGAGCCCGCUGCCAUUCAGACUGCGAAGGAAUGGACUCGCACUCAUGCCAUGGCUUGA
Messenger RNA from Penicillium argentinense, 471 nucleotides. Its product is annotated as E2 ubiquitin-conjugating protein UBC13. Gene Ontology annotation, biological process: protein K63-linked ubiquitination; DNA damage tolerance. Bases 1 to 471 code for a protein of 156 amino acids. Gene Ontology annotation, molecular function: ubiquitin conjugating enzyme activity. The transcript is spliced from 4 exons. Lineage: Eukaryota; Fungi; Ascomycota; Eurotiomycetes; Eurotiales; Aspergillaceae. The record is from RefSeq and is a predicted model, not a curated record. Gene Ontology annotation, cellular component: nucleus.